AUGGGUUUUCACCCCGUUGAAACAAGAGAAGAUGAGGAACAAAACAUCAAGUUGACAGAAAUUUUGGAACUGUUGGUGGCUGCUGGGUAUUUUCGAGCAAGAAUCAAAGGGUUGUCACCCUUUGACAAGGUGGUAGGUGGCAUGACAUGGUGUAUCACUACUUGCAGCUUUGAUAUCGAUGUUGAUUUAUUGUUUCAGGAAAACUCUACUAUUGGUCAAAAAAUUGCCUUAACUGAAAAAAUUGUAUCAGUAUUACCAAAAAUGAAGUGUCCUCAUCGUUUGGAACCACAUCAGAUUCAGGGAUUGGAUUUCAUUCAUAUAUUUCCUGUUAUACAGUGGCUGGUGAAACGUGCAAUAGAAACUAGAGAAGAAAUGGGAGACUACAUCCGUUCUUACUCUAUAUCCCAGUUUCAAAAAACUCAUAGACUACCAGAGGAUGAUGAAUUUAUGCAAAGAAAAGAGAAGGCUAUCAAAACUGUUACUGAUAUCUUUGAGAUUUAUAAACCCCAGAGAAAAUAUAAACGUCAGGAGGGAGCUGAAGAACUGCUAGACGAGGAAUCAAAGGUUCAUGCUACGCUUCUGGAAUAUGGCAGGAGAUACGGAUUUAGCAGACAAGCAGGAAAAACAGAACAGGCUGAAGAUAAAAAAAUUGUGCUACCUCCAGGGCUUGCAGCAGCAGGAAAAGCUGAGGCUUGUGACGAAGAUGACCUUCAGGCUGCUGAAGAGCUUCGCAUUAAAACUCUGAUGACUGGAAUGGCUGCAAUGGCAACAGAAAAGGGCAAGUUGACAGCAAGCACAGUAGGCCAGAUUGUUGGACUCCAAUCAGAUGAGAUCAAGCAAAUAGUGUCAGAAUAUGCCGAAAAGCAGUCUGAGCUUUCCGCUGAGGAGCGACCAGAAAGACUUGGAGCUGCUCAACAACACAGAAGGAAAGUAGCAUCUCUGAAUAAGCAGAUUUUGCAGAAAACAAAACUCCUGGAAGAACUACAAGCUAAAUGUGCUGAUCUGCAGGCAAAAUGUACUGAAGCAAAGAAGACGUUAACUGAGGUUAAGAGUUGCAGUGAAAAGCUGGACAAGGAAUUGGCGGCCUUAGAAACAAUAGAAUCUCAAGCAGAUUCUAGCAUAUUACAGAACCUGCGAGCACUUGUGGCUAUGAAUGAAAAUCUCAAAAGCCAGGAGCAAGAGUUCAAAGCGCACUGUAGGGAAGAAAUGGAGCGACUUCAACAAAAUAUUGAGAAUUUGAAAGCAGAGGCAGUGGAAAAUGGGGAGGAAGAGGAGCCUAAUAAGAUUAUAGACCAGCAGUACCAAACCGAGAAAGAUAAGCUUCAAAAGAUCCGGCUAUUACUGGCCCGAAGAAACCGAGAAAUAGCCAUUUUACAACGCAAGAUUGAUGAAGUACCCAGCCGAGCUGAGCUAACGCAGUAUCAGAAAAGAUUUAUUGAACUUUACAGUCAGGUGUCAGCAACUCACAAAGAAACCAAACAGUUCUUUACUCUUUAUAACACACUGGAUGAUAAGAAAGUAUAUUUGGAGAAGGAGGUUAACUUGCUGAAUUCUAUUCAUGACAACUUUCAUCAAGCAAUGGCAUCUUCUGGUUCUCGUGAGCAAUUUUUACGGCAGAUGGAGCAGAUUGUAGAAGGCAUUAAACAGAAUCGGAUGAAGAUGGAAAAAAAGAAGCAAGAAAACAAAAUGCGAAGAGACCAAUUGAAUGAUGAAUACUUGGAGCUUCUAGAGAAACAAAGGCUUUAUUUUAAAACAGUGAAAGAAUUUAAGGAGGUAAGAGCAUUUUUGCUGAUGUAGAUAGGUGAAUAUUUGAACUGGUAAAUAGUUGCUUAAGAAGUUGUUCUGCCCAGAGAAACUACUUGCUUUGAAGUGGAUCAUAAACUUUGCUUUUAGUAAGGAGAAAUUUCCUAGAUGGGUAGAUCUACCCUGAACUUUUUCUCUCUGAAUUUUUCUCUGAAGUCUCCUCAAAGUUAAAUCACAAAGAGAAGCCGCUUGUCUGAGGAAACGUGCAAUCCCAUCUUGAGAAUGAGCUUUCUAUUGUGCAUUUUUCAGAUUGCUGGAAUGGCUGAAGUGUUUUCUCAGUACAAGAACUGUGUGGGGGUGUGUGUGUGGUUGUUUUUUUUUUUUUAAGGCUCAUAAUGUAGCUCAUUAAAAUCUCAUUGAGCAGCA
This is a messenger RNA of Struthio camelus australis, 2169 nucleotides long. Lineage: Eukaryota; Metazoa; Chordata; Aves; Struthioniformes; Struthionidae. The record is from RefSeq and is a predicted model, not a curated record.